AUGUUGGCGCAGGACUUCAAGGCUCUGCCAGCCGUGGACCUCGCGCCCGUGCUGGACGCAGUGUCGACCAGGGCGACAGUUGCAGAUGUGCAGCAGACGUUGCAGGACUUCAGGUCAGUGCUUGCGACAGUGAAUGCAGGCGUUGAUUUGCAGCCGGUGGUGGACGCAAUCUCCAGCAGGGCGACAGUCGCAGAUUUGCAGAAGUUGGUACAGGACCUCAGCCCUCAACCAGCCGUGGACCUUACGCCAGUGUUGGACGCGAUCUCGAGCAGGGCUACAGCUGCAGAUGUGCAGCAAGUGGUGCAGGAUCUCAUUACGGCGCAGAUGACAGUCCCUGUGCUUGCGAAUACCAGCGUCGAUUUGCAGCCCGUGCUGGAUGCGAUCUCCAGCAGGGCGACAGUUGCAGAUUUGCAGAAGGUGGUGCAGGACAUCAGCUUUCAGCCUGUUGUGGACCUUCAGCCCGUGCUGGACGCGGUCGCCAGCAGGGCGACAGUGGCGGACGUGCACGGCCCGUGCAAGACAUCAAGCUCCAGCUGGGAGUGGACUUGA
Molecule: messenger RNA, 549 nt
Organism: Prorocentrum cordatum
Lineage: Eukaryota; Dinophyceae; Prorocentrales; Prorocentraceae
Source: the annotation of a GenBank genome assembly